Ochlerotatus camptorhynchus is the source of this 6812-nucleotide messenger RNA. RefSeq lists its product as uncharacterized. The transcript is spliced from 2 exons. Lineage: Eukaryota; Metazoa; Arthropoda; Insecta; Diptera; Culicidae. Gene Ontology annotation, biological process: regulation of DNA-templated transcription. The record is from RefSeq and is a predicted model, not a curated record. The coding region runs from base 1498 to 5055 and encodes 1185 amino acids. Gene Ontology annotation, cellular component: nucleus.
ACGAGUGAGACAUAGACGCCGAGUCCUCCGCUCUCAUCGGACCAUCGGUUUUGUGCUUCUAUACUCUGAAGGAAAAGGAAACCGGGGACGGUUACUGGAAGACCCCUAGAUAGAUCGCACCGAAUAUCGCCUUCUUCAUCUCCAAGAACCCCCGACGACUCGCUCUCCCUCUCGCGCUGUCGCGUCACAAUCAUCGCGUGUGUGUCGUAUCGGAGGUCCCGCUCAGUCGGUCGGUCGGUAGCAAGAUCGAAGAUCCACCAGCAGCCACACCACCGCCAGUAGUCACCGAGAAGUCGCGAGCGAGUAGACAAACGAGUAGUGCGCGGGGUUGGCAGUGUGCUCCGGGCCCGAUACUAGUUUUAUUGUGUAUUUCGCGUUACUGUCGAUUGUACGUACGUGUGUAUUAUACACGCGCGUUUUUUCGGUGCGACGACAACGGCAAUCCCAGCAGGCAGCUGAGCCGUGAGUGAGGCCUACCCCCAAAAAGUGGCCUUAGCUCCUCUCCAGUGUACACACGGAGAGCGCCGCGGACGGAGUUUUCUUCCGACUUCGUUUUAUCUGGACACACGAUAAACAACAACAACAACAACAGAAAACGUGUGAUAACGGAAAACAAAAGCAAAGUGACAGCAAAAGAUUAAAAGAUCGUAGGUGGCGCUGACAAAAUAGAAGAAACGCAAAUUCGUGCAGAAACAAAAAAUAGUGUCGCAACUCUUGAGCGUGUGGUGUAGUGUGCGGCGCAAAUGUGUGAAAUCCUGAAAACACGGAGAAGAACAAAGCGACAAUGAUUGCGAAAUGAUUCUCGGAAAUUGAGUGAAAAGCAUUCGGAGUGAUCCAACAAAAGCGGAUCAAAGUGAAGCGAGAGAGAAAAAAUAAUAAUCCAAAAUUCCGAUCUGAUUUUUACAGAUCUCGUGGAUACACAACACACCUGUGGUGCCAAAACCCGAAAAAGAAAAAAAGAAAAGUUUCAAGCCGAAAAAAUUAUAAACAAGUGUUCUCCCCCGAGUUAGAAAAUAAUAAUAAAAAAAAGAGCAACAGAGGAGAAAGGAAGUGGCGAAAAGAAAAAUAUUGAAAGUGUACAAUAAGUUACACUGGGAAAAAAAAGUGCGACUGGCAGGAGGAAAAAAAUUCGGCAGUGCGGUCGUGAAAAUUUUGUGAACGAUAAUAGCGGACCUCGCGGAAAAAAAAGACAACAGGACGAGGACGGCAACGGCAAUCCGCGAAGCCUGGCAGGAGCAGUAGUAGUAGUAGUAGUUUUUCCUUUCCGGGUUUUUCGUUCCGCUCCGGUGUGACAGUUGCUGAGUUUUGAACUUUCAACAAGAUCGAUUAUAGAUACGAACAGCAACAGCAGCGCAAACGAACAACAUGACACCCAUCAUCAGCCAGCUGUUGCACGGCUAGGCCGUCCCCAUCUCGUAAAUUCCCAUCGAAUCGCCCCUCGAAAAUCCCAGUCGAUUGAACCGCAAAGCCCUCCCCCCUCCAAACAAUCGCGCCCAAAUGGUUAUGUCGCCAAGUAGACGACUAUCAUCGCCAGGAAUCGCCACGCAUCCGAUGAAUAUGCAUUUGAGCUCGCUGCAACACUCCCAGCUGCAAUUGUCCUCUCAAAUGCAUCAGAAGUUGGCCGCCGGACUGACGCCGAAUCAUAUGAGUGGAUUUUUCAAGAGUCCAUCCACCUCACCCAGCAGCGCCAAUGCUAAUAUGAGCAACCACAACAACAAUAACAACAAUCACCAUCACAGCAGCAAUAAGUCCCAGAGCAACGGUAACAAUAAUAGCAGCAGCAGCGGCAGUGGCAGUAACAACAGCACACCAACCAGUAUGCCAUCGGCAACCGAACUAUCGUCGCACCCCUUGAACCGCCUGCAAUCGAUGCAGCCGUUCGACUUUCGCAAACUGAGUGCAGCAGCCGCCGGGUUGAGCGCCUUCACAGCUGGCCUUCCGCCACCGAGACUCAGCCCGGAAGCAGCCGCCGCGCAGCAUCACUUCAACCAGCAACAUGCCGCUGCCGCCGCAGCCUACUCUCACGCUACGGCCAAACGUCGCGACUCGCAAGCUUCCGACUCAUCGGUAAGCUCACGCGAACACGCCGCCGCAGCUGCAAACUUCAUGAAUCUCACCAUGGGCGGGCAUGGGCUGCCGUUCUCGAUCCCGCCACCACCACCCCCAUCUUCGGUCGCCAUGUCCCUGGCCAACUCCCUGAACCACUCGGCCGCUGCCAUGGCCGCCGCCGUUUCCGGUAAUCCCCUUGCCGCCAGUUUCGUAGCACAGUCCUUCCCGAAUCUGCUGGCAGCGUCGGCGGCUCGCGAACAAGCUCGCAGCAAGUCACCUCUAUCCUCGCACCACAAACUCCAGCACAAGCAGGAUAAAUCUUGCGACAAAUCGGACCACGAAAAGAACCACCAUUCCAGCAGUGGUGAGAAUGUCCUCAACCUCAGUCGGGAUCUAGCUGCACAGCACCUAGCCCGCCAGGGCAUUCCCGGUCAUGUCAGUCGGCUUGCCGCUGGCCUUCCGCCAGGAGCGCACCUCAAGAAACCCCAAUCGCCCAACAAACGCCAGUGGGGAGCUCUGCCUCCCAACCUGGGUACCCAGUUUGUCAACCCAGCGACCGGCAAGAAACGAGUCCAGUGCAAUGUCUGCUUCAAGACCUUUUGUGAUAAGGGUGCCCUGAAGAUCCACUUCUCGGCCGUUCACCUUCGCGAGAUGCACAAGUGCACCGUCGAGGGCUGCAGCAUGAUGUUCAGCUCCCGGCGGUCCCGCAACCGUCACAGCGCCAACCCCAACCCGAAACUCCACUCGCCACACCUCCGGCGGAAGAUCUCCCCUCACGAUGGACGCAGUGCUCAACCCCAUCCCAUCCUGCUCCCAUCGGCCGGAAUGCCACUACCCAACGGUCUGAAUCAUCUCCAUCCGUUUGCACCGUUCCCGUUCCCACCGGGAGAUAUGCGUCACCCAUCGCUCUCGGCCUUGGAGUUCAAAGCCAAUAUGGAAGCUAGCAUGCACCGUCGCCUGCAGGAACAGGAAAAACAUCGCGAAAGCCAGCGGCAAUCGCUCAGUCCGGAGAACUACCGUUACCGUAGUCCACUGGGCGGUGAUUCGGACAAAUACCUCUCACCUGGCGGUCACCAUCUCAGCGUCGGUGGCGGCAGCUCCAUCGGUAGUCACCUGGACGAUGACGACGACGACGAUGACGAUGAUCCCAACGGAAUCGUUAUCGACGGAAACGACGAUGACGAUGACGUCGAACAUGGCUUCGACAUGUCACUCAGUUCGGAAUCGGAAGAUGUGAAAUCGUUCCGCCAUUCGGGAACUCCUGAAGCGGACUACGAAAACGAGCGACUGCGUCACGAAGAACGGCGGCGAUCGACGGACGGUGGCGAUGAACCGCAGGAUUUUAGCUUGACCAAGCUGAAGUCGGAGAAGCUAUCGGUUUCGAGCGACGGAGACGAAGUGGCGAGCAACGUGGACAGCAAUGAAGAUUCGUCGGUGAACGAUUCGCACGUGGCAUUGAUGUCGAUCAACAAGCGAAAACGGAAGAGCAUGAAUCCAACAAAGUGUGCAAUUCCACUGGAGAGCAUGUCGACCGGAUCAGGUCACAUGUCCGACGAGAACGACGACAAGGAAGCAGAAGAUGAAGAACAAGCCGAACCGUUGAUCAAGAAGAUCAAGGUGGAACAGGAGCAACAGGAAGAAGCUUUGUCGCUGGUGAAUGAUAAACGGGACAGUUCAGUAUCGCCAAAACCCAACGGCGAAAGCAAUCACGUGGACGACGAUGACAACGACGAGGACGAAGAGGAAUCACCUGUGACGAUCAAGUCGGAACCGAGUGAGCAUCAGGAUGAGGCUGAGAAUCUAUCGCUGGAUCUGUCGAAGAAGCGUUCGACGCCGGACGUUAACGCCAAUGAAAAGUUUACCAAAUAUUCGAUAGAUGUCAAGCCGGCUUCUGAGUUAAUGGCGAACCCAAUGUCGCUGGUGCGCCCAAAGAAGGAAAACGAGGCUGAUCCGGAAGCGGAAGAUCUUCGCCGACCGGGUUCCGCCGACAGCAAAAAGAGCGGCGAGAGUCUGGAUUCGGCAAAUACGUUGCGGCGGUUGGAGAACUUGUCGCACGGUCCGCUGAACGAGAUGAUGAUGCAACGAGGUGGCCUGCCGCAGUUCCCUCCGUUGAGCUAUCUCAUGAAUGCUGCCCCACCAAGUCCGGCAAGAUCGAGGAGUACAUCGCCGAAUCCUGCCGGCAGUCCUCAUCAUCAGCAGGACAUAGACUCCGAUGACAACGUAGACUACUGUGAAGAGGGUAACUGCUUCAACGAUCCCAAUGUACCUCUCGAUAAAGACCCAAAGAAGUGCUCCGCCUGUGGUCGGAUGUUCCAGAAUCACUUUGCCGUGAAAGCUCACUAUCAAAACGUGCACCUGAAACUGCUGCAUAAGUGCAAUAUCGAUGGCUGUAAUGCGGCGUUCCCUUCGAAGCGUAGCCGCGAUCGUCAUGCGUCCAAUCUGAACCUGCACCGGAAGCUGCUCUCGACCAGUUCCGAUAGCAGUGAAACUGUCCUUCCCAUGGAGAAACAAUUUCCAUCAUUCCCCGGUCCAUUGCCGACGGAAUUCCUCGCCCGACUGUACGCCGAUUCGCAGAAGUUCCCCAUGAACUUGGAAGCCUUCAAGAACCACCUUCCCAAUGCUGGAGCCUACGCCGAGCACUUCCUCAAUGGUGGAGGUCAACGGUUCCCUCCGGCAGCGGCCAAUCCGUUCCUGUUUCCCCCUUUGGGAGGUUUGGGUGGAUUCCCAGGCCUGUCGCAGUUCUCCCAUCUUCUCCCGCACCCCCUGAACGGUAUUUCGUCGCAACUGGCCGGUGGCCGAAUGUCCCGCUCGGAUUCUCCCAUCUCAGCGUGUUCGCCGCCGACCUCUAGCAGCAACAUUCCAUCGCCACGGUCCCACCAUCAGGAUCAGCAGGACCAGCACUCGGCUGCGGUGGCGGCGGCUCUGCUGAGCCGGAACCGCUCGCCCGCGGCCACACCUGCCGAGGAAGCCCGCAAAGGGCAGCGGACGCCCGACUCCCUAUCGUGACCGCCUACGCCGACAAACUCGCUGGAAUCCACGAGCAUCUGGUGAAUCCGGCUCUAAUCUAAACAUAAACUAGACUUAAUUGAUGCGCAGCGCGCAAAGCAAUGUUAUCUCUCUCUCGAUGGCUCUCUUUCCGAGCAAUGAAGCAAUUUGAGAAUAAAGAAAAAAUAAAGGAAAACAAAACACGGCCGAUAGAAAUUAAUUCAAUUUAUUGAGCCGAUUGAUGGGUGGACAACGCAAGAGGAAAUUCCCCCGUCUCUCUUCGUCUGUCUCAUCUUGAAAAGAAAACGUGAUCUCGUUUGACUCUCUUUUUUUAUUAUUUUGUAAUUAAACUUAUCGCGUAAAUUAGGUUCUGUUUAUCUGGACUCUUUUUUUUACUAUUUCGGAAGCGGCAAACUGAAAGUGAACCAUCAAAACAGAACCAGUAGCCGCUGGAGUAAAUUGAGGUUAGAGACAUAAAUCACACUUUACUAAAGUGCCCAGUGAUAUAACUUUAAUUAAUUGAUUAUUUUCGACGCUAAAAGUCUAUUUUCCAAGCAAAUAAAAAAAACGAGUGGAGAACCCCGGUUAUUGCCAGCGGGACUCAAUUCUUUCGGUGUAUGGGAGAAGCGGGACAAAAUCUGAUUUCGAAUAAUUUGUUUACAAUUAGAAUUACGGAAGAAUUUUUUAGAGAAAAAAAAACUAACAUUCAAACACAGAAAAGUAGCUUUUGUAAGGCCGUAAGUGUAAGCUUCUCCAGUUCCUAAACAGAAAAUCUCUGCUAUCUUAAUUAGCCCAUGUGUAAUUUAUGCCCAAAAACAGCAAAAGCAAACUGAUCAACGAAGAAAUGAUAUUCAUUUUAUGAUUUUUUUUUUGUUCACAAAUAAGUACCUAUUUUUUAAACGAAAAGAUUAUUUCAUCAAAACUGUCACCAACACCAAAUUCUUCCACGAACUAAACCUAGUAUUUAAGUGUGCAAGAGGUCAAACAAAAUCCUAGCGAGCAAAGAAAACAAAGAAACCUAUCGAGAUAAUGGUGGAAAACGAAGAAACUCUGUAGUUUAAGCAUUGCGGUAAGAAGCAAGUGGAGCGAAUCUUUUCAUUUUUUGUACCUUAACUAUUUUUUAGAAGGCAUGUCAGCUGCAUGUGGAAGGUAAUGCAACUGCAAAAAGGAAUCAAUAAUAAAAUGUGCAAUAUGUUCGUCCUCUUUUGUGCUCUAGAUAAAUGAUAUAGUCUCUUAGGGUAGUUGUAAUGAUACGCAUAGUUACAAUACUUUCACAAUUUUAGCGGUUAAGACAGCAAGAAUACAAAAACCAAGUAGAUUUUAUCAGUCUAAAACAAUGAUAAAAAAAAGCAUGAAACAUAUGAUAAACAAGAUUUUACUCUCUAGGCAAAAUGAGAUCAAAGCAAAACACAUAAACCCCCGUAAAUUCUGUAAAUAGUCUAUUAUAAAUAUUGAACUAUAAAGGCGUAGAUAAUUACAGCAAUUGAUAUUAAAGGCUAAGCGAAGCAUCAUUCUAAAUGAAGCUAUCCACGUCACACAAACACACUCGACACAGAAACAAGUUACACAGUAAUGUAAAAAUAGGCAUAAAGCAAAACUUAUCCACAUGAAGAAAAAAAAAACAAAAACAAAUGCAAGUUAAAAUAUCAAAAAUAUCAAUAAUUAUACGAGCAAAACAACCAAGUAUCAAAAUAAGGUAACCAUCGCUGAAAUUCUCAACCCACACACUCACAGAACAUGUUUAAUUUGUUUCCGUUUUUAAGCAACUUGUUGGAAAA